Messenger RNA from Anoplophora glabripennis (Asian longhorned beetle), 1035 nucleotides. RefSeq names its product glyceraldehyde-3-phosphate dehydrogenase-like. NCBI's taxonomy places the organism in Eukaryota, Metazoa, Arthropoda, Insecta, Coleoptera, Cerambycidae. The transcript is spliced from 6 exons. Gene Ontology annotation, molecular function: NAD binding; oxidoreductase activity, acting on the aldehyde or oxo group of donors, NAD or NADP as acceptor. The record is from RefSeq and is a predicted model, not a curated record. Bases 1 to 1035 code for a protein of 344 amino acids.
AUGGUAAAAAUUGGUAUUAAUGGUUUUGGAAGAUUGGGAAGACAGUUACUGAAAGUAGUUAUAAACAAAUAUAAGCAAAAAACUGUAGCCGACCUGCCUAGGUUAGUAAUGAUAAAUGAUGCUGAAUUACCAACAAAAUGUGUGGGAUAUCUGAUAAGAAAUGAUACCUACUACGGAAAAUUCGCAGGUGACAUAGUUGAAAUGGACGAUUCUAUAUCUGUAGAUGGUCUAAGGAUCGAGAUAUCCAGAGAACCCAACCCAGAGAAAAUACAAUGGAGUAAGAAUGGUGUGGAGUACAUCAUAGAUACCACUGGGAAAAACACUACCUGCAACUUAGCUUCGAAAUUUCUGAGAGCAGGAGUCAAAAGAGUAAUAGUUACGGGAUGUUCCAACGUCCCCAUGUUCAUCGUAGGAGUCAACCACGCGUGUUUCACGAAAGAAAUGAAGUCCAUCUCCGCCGCCACACCUAGCAUGAACUGCCUUGCGGUUAUGAUGAAAGUUCUACACGAAAACUUCGAGAUAGAGGAAGCUAUGGCUACGGCUUUCCACCCUCUGAACAGCUCCGACAAAAUCCUGGACGAUCCCGGCCCAUCCAACUGCAGGUCCAGUAGAUCGGCCAUCAUGAGUUUCUCACCGACUGACGCCACCACCAAGAAGGAGGUCGUCGACAAGAUUAUGCCCGAACUGGAGGGAAAGACGGAAUCUGCCGCCAUCAAGAUACCAGUGGCUUGCGUAGGUGGCAUCGAUCUAACAGUUAAGUUUAAAAAGAAUGCCCCUGCGGAAAUGAUAAGAUGUAAGCUGAAAGACGCUUCAGACGGGCCCAUGAAAGAAGUACUGGGGUACUCCGACGAAGAAUUGGUCAGUUCGGACCUUAUUGGCAAUUCCAAAUCGUGUGUUAUCGAUUCCAAAUCCGCAGUUAAUUGUUCGAAAUGCACCGCGAAGAUUUUCGCAUGGUACGACGCUGAACACGCAUUCGCUAGCAGACUGUUCGACUUGGCCAAAUACAUUUCCUCCCGCGAAGACUGUGCGAAAUAA